This is a messenger RNA of Aspergillus puulaauensis, 1008 nucleotides long. RefSeq lists its product as uncharacterized. The record is from RefSeq and is a predicted model, not a curated record. NCBI's taxonomy places the organism in Eukaryota, Fungi, Ascomycota, Eurotiomycetes, Eurotiales, Aspergillaceae. The coding region runs from base 1 to 1008 and encodes 335 amino acids. The transcript has 2 exons.
AUGAAGCUCGCCCAACCCAGAGUCGACCCCUUAUCUCCCGGCAUAGACCUAGCCGGCAAAACCGCCAUCGUGACAGGCGCAAGCCAAGGCAUGGGUUUUGAAAUAACGAAACAGCUCCUGCAACUGCGCAUAUCGACCGUCAUUCUCGCCGUCCGCAACGUCGCCAAAGGCGAAGCCUGCGCCGAAAGUCUCCGUCAGGACCCUCGCAUUCAGUCGAAUAACCCGAAGGCUGCCAUACAGGUUAUGCAGCUCGACAUGGAUCGGUACGAGAGCGUGCAGGCGUUUGCGAAGCGGGUCCGUGAGGAGGUUCCUAUGGUCGACUUGCUCAUUCUGAACGCGGGCAUUGGGCUUAUCAAACUCGAACGCAGUCCAAGUGGGCAUGAGCGGACGACACAGGUGAAUUAUUAUUCCAACGUACUGCUGGUUGCCGAGCUCUUGCCACAUCUUCAAGCGAGCGCCGAGAAGACAGGGACACCAGCGCGCAUUAGCUGGGUUGGGAGCCGGAGACACCUGGCCUCGAGUAUUGAGCCGCGAUUCUCAUCCUCAUUUUUCGACGAUGCCGAUACGGAUAAGAACGUCCUCGCAUACCUGGACAAAGAGGAGUCGUUCCUGCCUUACCAGCGCUAUAGCGACUCGAAGCUGCUCUGCAUCCUGUUCAUGUAUACCAUCGCCCCGCGCUUGGAUCCGAAUAAGGUCAUCAUCAAUAUGAUGUGUCCCGGAAUGGUCAACACGUCGAUGAGCGAUGUGCUCCCGCUGCACCUGCGCCUCGUGAUGAAUGUCAUCAAGGCGAUCAGGGCGCGGUCUGCCGAGAGCGGAGCCUGGAUUGUUCUGCACAGUGCACUUGUUGAGGGGGCGAAGUCGCAUGGGAGGUUCUUGAUUGACAAGACUAUUGUGGAGAAAGGGCCAUAUAUUAUGUCGCCGGCGGGACAGGGGGUACAGGAGAGAGUCUGGGCUGGGACGAUGGCGGAGAUGCGCAAGUUGACGACGCUUCCUGUCGAGUUCCAAUGA